This is a messenger RNA of Trichoderma aggressivum f. europaeum, 1059 nucleotides long. RefSeq lists its product as uncharacterized. The transcript has a single exon. The record is from RefSeq and is a predicted model, not a curated record. Gene Ontology annotation, molecular function: protein binding. Lineage: Eukaryota; Fungi; Ascomycota; Sordariomycetes; Hypocreales; Hypocreaceae. Bases 1 to 1059 code for a protein of 352 amino acids.
AUGGCCUCGGUCGGUUCAGGAUUCCACUCGCUCUCGCAUCCGUCACCAAAGACGACCCGUGCAAUGCUGCAGAGGGAGCAGGAUGACGCCAUCAUCCGGACGACGGGCUACCACCGACGAGACUACGGCAUGUCUGUUGUCCACGUCUGGCCCAGCGACCAUUCCAAGGUGCGGUCGUCCAUCUUGACGUCGGCCAUCGUCUCUCGGGCGGGCUUGGGGGACCUUGAUCGGCUGCCGGUGGAAUUGCUGCUGCAGGCUCUGCGUCAGAUGGACAUGCAGGCGCUCUUCGACCUUCGUCGGGUCAACCUCAGGGCGCGGCAGGUCGUCGACUCCCUGAAAGAGUACAAGGCGGCCGUGUCUUACGGCCUGACGGCUUACUGUGCGCUGUUGCGGAUGAAGCUCGCGGCUCACGUCACCCUGCUGGAUUUCUACCGCGUGCUGUGCUCCCAGGACUGUACCUUUUGCGGCAAGUUUGGCGGCUUCGUCUUUCUGCCCACAUGGACCCGCUGCUGCUUCGAGUGUAUCGAGGAGGAUCCGGAGACGAGGAUGGUGACGGUGGCCGAGGUACGGAGACUGUUUCGGCUCACCCGCGCGGAAGUCGGCCGGCAACGGUCGUUCCAGGCGCUGCCGGGCAUUUACACCACGGGACUCUACUCGAUGGGCAUGUCCUACCAGAGAGGCCGUGUCAAGCUGGUGCCUUACUUCCCCGCCAUGAAGGAAUUCGGAGAUCGGCUGGACACGAGCGCGGCACGCUCGCAGCAUCAGCCCUUUUGGGACCCCAUCCACAAUUUCAUGGCGUCGUGCGAACUGCCGUACUAUGAUCCGCGGGCCCGGACGGUCGAGUAUGGCAUAUCAUGUGCGGGCUGUGAGAGGAGCAUCGCCGGGCAGGCUCCCGGGCAGGCUCCGUCGAGGGCGACAACCGCUCCGUGGGACAGGGUGUUUUCGCGAGACAACUUCUUGAAGCACUUCAAGAUUUGUGCACACGCGCAGAAAAUAUGGGCGUCUAGCCCGGAGGCUGCUCUCGAGGCCAUCAUGAAGCGAGAUGCUUCCCAAUACUAA